UGACCCAGACUUACGUGUAUGAUGAGUGCAUCUUUCUCGCUUUCUCUAGAAUCAUCCUCUGGUCUGGUCUCCAUCGCUCAUCUUCUUGUCAUAUUUCUAGUUUCUUAUCGCUGUUCCAAGAAUCAUAUGCAAGGCUAAGUUGCAUAGCUUCGUAUUUGAUCUAAGUUUUGAACUCGUUUGAUCAAAAGAGUGCAACUAUUAUUUGUUUAGACAAGUCGACGCUAAAAGAGUGUUAGAUCAUUACUUAAAAGAAAAUGGGAAUCAUCGAAAGGAUUAAAGAAAUUGAAGCCGAGAUGGCUCGGACACAGAAGAACAAAGCUACAGAGUAUCAUCUUGGCCAGCUCAAGGCAAAGAUUGCAAAGCUCAGAACACAACUGUUAGAGCCUCCCAAAGGUUCAAGUGGAGGUGGAGAUGGUUUUGAAGUUACAAAGUAUGGUCAUGGACGUGUUGCACUUAUUGGCUUCCCAAGUGUUGGAAAGUCCACGCUCUUGACGAUGUUAACUGGCACACAUUCCGAAGCAGCCUCAUAUGAAUUCACAACGCUUACAUGCAUCCCUGGAGUCAUUCGCUACAAUGACACCAAGAUUCAGCUGCUUGAUCUUCCUGGGAUUAUUGAAGGUGCUUCUGAAGGAAAGGGGCGAGGGAGGCAGGUUAUUGCUGUUGCAAAGUCCUCUGACCUUGUGUUGAUGGUUCUUGAUGCCUCCAAAAGUGAAGGUCACAGGCAGAUUCUGACUAAGGAACUUGAAGCAGUGGGUUUGCGUUUAAACAAAAGACCUCCACAGAUAUACUUUAAGAAGAAGAAGACUGGUGGAAUCUCUUUCAACACUACAGCACCGUUGACUCGCAUUGAUGAGAAGCUCUGUUAUCAGAUUCUGCAUGAAUACAAGAUUCACAAUGCUGAGGUUUUAUUCCGUGAGGAUGCUACGGUGGAUGACUUUAUAGAUGUCAUUGAAGGCAACCGCAAAUAUAUAAAGUGUGUGUAUGUCUACAACAAGAUAGAUGUUGUUGGAAUCGAUGACGUGGAUAGGCUAGCAAGACAGCCAAACUCCAUUGUUAUUAGCUGCAAUCUAAAGCUAAACUUAGAUAGACUACUUGCAAGAAUGUGGGAGGAAAUGGGACUUGUGAGAGUUUACACAAAGCCUCAGGGCCAGCAACCAGAUUUUGAUGAGCCCUUUGUCCUCUCAGCUGACAGAGGUGGAUGCACAGUUGAAGAUUUUUGUAACCACGUCCACAAGACUCUGGUGAAAGAUAUGAAGUAUGCACUGGUUUGGGGCAGAAGCGCAAGGCACUACCCUCAACACUGUGGUCUUUCUCACCGUCUUGAGGAUGAAGAUGUUGUUCAAAUCGUCAAGAAAAAGGAGAGAGAGGAAGGUGGUAGGGGGAGGUUCAAGACCCACUCAAACGCACCUGCAAGAAUUGCAGACAGAGAGAAGAAAGCUCCACUUAAGCAAUAAGACACACUUGAUCAUUCUGAAUGAUCUCCUAUAAGACUUCAUAUGUAUUGUAUUUUUGUAUGUGAACAUAUUUGCAAAAAUAAUAUUAAA
Brassica oleracea var. oleracea is the source of this 1544-nucleotide messenger RNA. Its product is annotated as developmentally-regulated G-protein 2. The transcript has 12 exons. Lineage: Eukaryota; Viridiplantae; Streptophyta; Magnoliopsida; Brassicales; Brassicaceae. The coding region runs from base 255 to 1454 and encodes 399 amino acids. Gene Ontology annotation, biological process: cytoplasmic translation. Gene Ontology annotation, molecular function: GTP binding; GTPase activity. Gene Ontology annotation, cellular component: cytoplasm. The record is from RefSeq and is a predicted model, not a curated record.